Molecule: messenger RNA, 990 nt
Organism: Rhagoletis zephyria (snowberry fruit fly)
Lineage: Eukaryota; Metazoa; Arthropoda; Insecta; Diptera; Tephritidae
Source: RefSeq, a predicted model, not a curated record
GCCAUAAAUUUAGCACAUUCUCCAAAUAUCAUCCCAAAGCCAUAUACGCCUAUACAAGAACAACAGAAACAACAACAACACAGCGAAAAACAUCCUAACAAACGGUCAUUGCUGGUCUUAGCGGCAGCGCCAAAAAAAUUGACAAAGAAGACACGACAAAAACGUUCGCAGCAUGACUUGGCCACAUCGGAGGAGUAUUUGAGAAAUAUGCCAACAUAUGCUUACAAUCUGGCCUUGCUAAACAUUAUGCACAGCCUGAGGAAACAACUAUCCAACAUUGAGUUGGCGCGUUUACGUUCACGCCUUGGUCGUAGUGCUGCAGCUGAUUUGCAAUUGUUCAAUGAAAUCUACAACAGCAAUAGCAACAAAAACAACAACAAUAGACUUCUGUUCAACAAAGAAUCCGGCUCAAUGAAUGAUGGUGAGUUGGGCAGUAGCUACAAUGACGGUGGUGUGGACUUUGUCGCUGGUGCCAGUCUAAUUGGCACUGGCACUGGCACUGGCACUGGCACUGGCUUUGACACUGGCAAUGGUGGACUCGAAACGCUUGAAGGCGUUGGCGGUGGAGGUGCUGCUGUUGGUACCGGUAAUGACAUGCUUGCCAAUGACAUUGAGGACCUUAGCGUGCCAUGGCAAUUUGUGGGGCGCGUCAGCAAAAAAUCCUCAGCACUCUAUAAGCCACGACUGGGCAAACGUACGCAGCAGCAGCAGCAGCCAAAGACAUGCAACUAAAAUGUCAGCAGUGUGCGUGCUGCAUAGCGCCGCAUAGUGGUUGUGCAGAGGAGCGGAAGUAAAGGCAUGCAUUUCAUUUAAACAUAGCAAGGUUGUAUUCGCUUGUUUGUUUGUCUGGCUUUUGUGACAGAGAGUAGCAAUUUUUGAAGUGGGCGAGUUGUUAGGUGGAUCACAGCGUGGACAACUCUGUCACGCACAUACACAUUCCCGAGUUGGGACAAUAUGCAACUGCAUACACGACCGCAACUACCACUACAU